This is a messenger RNA of Sardina pilchardus (European sardine), 2769 nucleotides long. RefSeq lists its product as uncharacterized. NCBI's taxonomy places the organism in Eukaryota, Metazoa, Chordata, Actinopteri, Clupeiformes, Clupeidae. The coding region runs from base 1 to 2769 and encodes 922 amino acids. The transcript has a single exon. Gene Ontology annotation, molecular function: nucleic acid binding. Gene Ontology annotation, biological process: DNA integration. The record is from RefSeq and is a predicted model, not a curated record.
AUGCUCUCAAAUGCAGGAAAAGUCUUCCAGGAGGGGAUUGGAACGUUGAAGCACAUGAAAGCACAGAUUGUGUUGGAAGAUGAGGCAGUCCCCAAAUUUCAUAAAGCUCGACAGGUACCGUAUGCCCUUCGUCCGAAAGUCGAGAAUGAGCUCCACAAACUGGAAAACGAGGGCAUAUUAUCCAAAGUUGACUGGUCUGAAUGGGCGACGCCUAUAGUUCCAGUAGUGAAAGGAAAUGGCUCGGUACGUAUCUGUGGGGAUUUUAAAGUAACCAUCAAUCCAGUCCUGAAAGCUGAACAAUACCCCUUACCGCGUAUUGAUGACAUAUUUGCAGCACUGGGCCAGGGUAAGCGGUUCUCAAAGAUUGAUCUUGCACAGGCGUACUUACAGAUGGAGAUGGACGAGUCUUCUAAAAAGUACCUGACGAUCAACACCACAAAAGGUCUCUAUCAGUACAACCGCCUGGUCUUCGGCAUUGCCUCAGCUCCAGCAAUAUGGCAGAAGGCCAUGGAACAAGUUCUGCAAGGCAUACCAAAUACACAGUGCUAUUUGGACGACAUUGUUAUUACCGGAAUCAAUGAUGACGACCAUCUUGCAAACCUGGAAAAAGUACUCAAGAGAUUGGAAGAUUUUGGAUUACGGGCCAACAAAGCCAAGUGUGAGUUUUUCCAGGAUACCAUUGAAUACUGUGGUCACAAAAUUGACAAAGAUGGACUACACAAAUGCAAAGACAAAAUUGAUGCUGUCUUACAGGCACCGCCACCACAGAAUGUUACUCAAUUGCGAUCAUUCUUAGGCUUGGUCAAUUAUUACCGUAAAUUUCUGCCUAAUCUCUCAGCAGUGCUACACCCAAUGAACUGUCUACUCCAAAGUGGGACUAAAUGGCACUGGUCUAAAGAUUGUGAAAAUGCCUUCAAGCAAGCGAAGCAGCUAGUCACGUCAGACAAUGUGCUAACACAUUAUGACCCCCAGUUGCCACUGAAACUUGCUUGCGAUGCUUCCCCAUACGGGAUUGGAGCAGUGCUAUCACACAGGGUUGCUGAUGGAACAGAGCGACCAAUAGCAUUUGCCUCGAGAUCUUUGAAUGCAGCAGAACGCAACUUUGCGCAAAUUGAUCGAGAAGCUCUUAGUUUGGUCUGGGGAGUGAAGAAGUUCAAUCAGUACUUGUACGGAAAACACUUCACGCUUCUUACAGAUCAUAAACCGCUAGUGUCAAUUUUCAACCCAACUAAGGGGGUUCCAGCAAUGGCUGCUGCACGUCUACAACGGUGGGCUUUGUUUUUGGGUGCUCACACCUACAGCAUUGAAUAUAAAGGCACUCUUCAGCAUGGGAAUGCUGACGGACUUUCCCGGCUGCCGCUACAACCGCCACCGCCGGAAAACACCAAAGAACUCGUGAACAUGUUCCAUAUGGCACAAGUGGAUCCGUUACCAGUCACCAGUGAGGAAAUCAGGCUUGAGACAGGCAACGACCCUAUCUUGUCCAGAGUAUAUGACCUAACUCUGAAAGGUUGGCCAAACAAGGGUGAUUCAUCAUUGCCAAGCUAUUCCAGCCGACGUGAACAACUUACAGUGAACCAGGGAUGCAUCUUGUGGGGAGCGAGGGUGAUUGUACCGCCGAAGCUGCGUUCCAGGGUUCUGACUGUACUGCACGAAGGACACUUAGGCGUGGUGAAGAUGAAGUGUCUGGCCCGAAGCUUUGUAUGGUGGCCUGGAAUUGAUCAGCAGCUGGAAACAAUGGCCAAGACAUGUAGCGGGUGUCAACAGACUCAGAAGUCACCAUCAACAGCACCAUUACAUGUGUGGGAAUGGCCUUCGAAGCCGUGGCAACGGGUGCAUAUUGAUUACGCAGGACCCUUCCUUGACCGCAUGUACUUGGUUGUGGUUGAUGCUCACUCAAAGUGGCCUGAGGUUUUCUGCACAAAGACCGCAACCUCGGCAAAGACUGUUGACCUCUUAAGAGCCUUGUUUUCACGCACAGGUCUACCACAUCAAAUCGUAAGUGAUAACGGAACACCUUUCACUUCCGAAGAGUUCCAGUGCUUUGUUAGGAAGAAUGGCAUACAACACACCACCGUUGUGCCAUAUCACCCAGCCUCAAACGGACAAGCGGAACGCUUUAUCCAGACUUUCAAGCAGUCCAUUAAGGCCAUGGACAAAGACAGUGGGUCACUACAGCACAAGAUGGCAAACUUCCUGUUGGCUUAUCGUAACAGUACACAUGCCACAACUGGACAGACUCCAGCCAUGCUCUUUCUAGGACGAACACUGAGGUCACGAUUGGACUUAUUGAAGCCCAACCUACACCAGCAUGUGCAGCGGAAACAGUCUAAGUCUGCCCUACGCUCAAACAUGCGACCUCUGCGCACCUUCCGUGUUGGACAGCGUGUACUAGCCAGAGACUAUCGGAACAAUACACAGAAAUGGCAGUCAGGCACCAUUACAUCACAGACUGGACCAUUAACAUACACAGUCGACAUCGGCCAUGACAUGGUAUGGCGUAGACACGUGGAUCAACUGUUGGAUGCAGCUGGGCCGACAACAAUGGACGCAGACCCUACAUCUUGCUCUGAUGGCCCUGAGUUGAAUGAUCCAGAACCAGACACCGCCGACAUCUCUGGAAACACUGAAGAUGGCUCUGGGACUGAUACACCUGUUGUUCAAUGCCCUACUGCAAGUGUCACCCCAGUACCUGUGAGGCGUUACCCAGAGAGAAUCCGUAGACCACCUGAGAAACUCUCAACCCUCCGACUGAGGACAUGUGAUUAG